Messenger RNA from Hymenoscyphus albidus, 402 nucleotides. The record is from the annotation of a GenBank genome assembly. NCBI's taxonomy places the organism in Eukaryota, Fungi, Ascomycota, Leotiomycetes, Helotiales, Helotiaceae.
AUGGAAAAACAUAGUGGUCUUUCCUCGUUUGCUGCUACAGAAUCUACGACCAAUAUUCUCCAUAUCCUUAGGGUUCUGUUUUCGAAGCCAGCAUCGCAUGUAUCAUCAAACAUUGCAUGCAGCACCCAUGCCCAGGUGCCUGUUUCCAAAGGAAUAUGUGCAUCAGCUACCGAUCCGGCAGAACAGCAAAACACUUUCUUUCACACCAACACACAAACCUACAAGGAGGAACCGACCAAGAAUGGAUGGAGUCUCCUAUCAUGCGCAUCCUCGGUGGGCUCCCCUUCAUUCCACGGAAGUGAUUUACUAGGAGGGUUCAGUCGUGUGUCAGCCGUGUCGUCCAGCGUCGCAAUAUGCAGUUCAAAACAUGGAUUCUUCGAAGGAACUUGCAUCCUCAAAUAA